Messenger RNA from Endocarpon pusillum Z07020, 777 nucleotides. RefSeq lists its product as uncharacterized. The transcript is spliced from 2 exons. NCBI's taxonomy places the organism in Eukaryota, Fungi, Ascomycota, Eurotiomycetes, Verrucariales, Verrucariaceae. The record is from RefSeq and is a predicted model, not a curated record. The coding region runs from base 1 to 777 and encodes 258 amino acids.
AUGACAACGCCACUAAGACGGAUCACGGGUUACGAGAAAAUAGCCCUUACCAUGUCAAAACAUGACGACCUCAGCAUCUUUCGUCGAUUCGAUAUCCUGAACGCCCAGAAUCUUCUCUACUUGCAAGCCGAACUACAUAUUUUGGAAUGGGAAUUCCAAGAACAACUCGCCAAAGACUUGACAAGCACCGAGGGAGAACGCAAAUAUUACGCAUUCGAUUGGAAAACGUUGGAUAGAGUCUAUCAAGAGAAUCAAGCGAUCCUACUCUACGCCGAGACCAAACAACUCCAAAAGCCCCAAAGAAGUAGAUGGAGCGUCUUGGAGAAUAUUCUGUACCGAUACAUAGAACCAUCAGAUCGGCUCCUUGGUCUGGAGCAGAACAUUUGGCAAGAAGACCGUCUCCGAGACGACUUCGUCAGCCUACAUCCACACCCCCCCCAAGAUCUGAUCACGAGAUGGCUCCUCCGAUACCUCCAUAAGCCGUACCACCGCUUGAUCGGCAAAAGGAACAAAACUCCGGACGAUCCUGACAGGCGCGCCUCAUCCCCAUACGAGUACGAUUCAAAUCAUCUCCAGUAUCCAGUCUUCGUUCUCACCAUGGUGCUCUCGUCGCUUCUGCCCGUCGUCGCCAUUGUCAUCCUUAUCAAUGUCCAGAGUAUGGGCGGAAGGCUCGGCACACUUGCCUGCUUCACAGCUGGAUUUUCUUUAUUGUUGUCACUGAUCAUCCCGGAUCGUCUUACCAAACGGGUUGAGAUUUUUGCUGCAACCGCUGCGUAA